Messenger RNA from Spirodela intermedia, 6698 nucleotides. Lineage: Eukaryota; Viridiplantae; Streptophyta; Magnoliopsida; Alismatales; Araceae. The record is from the annotation of a GenBank genome assembly.
AUGCUGAACUCUGCUCCGUCCCGGGGGCUGAGCGUCGUGGGAUUUGCAGAGGCCGAACGAUCCAUGACGGAGCAGCUGUUGAAUGGGGAAGGCGAGCUCGCAGUCAUAUCCGUGGUGGGAAUGGGAGGAACAGGGAAGACUACCAUCGCAAAGAAGAUAUACAGAAGCGAGGCAGUCAAACAUCAUUUUGAUUACAGAGCUUGGGUCACUGUUAGCCAGAAAUUCACACCCACUGAACUUCUGCGGAGCACUCUAAGGAGCAUCCUAGACUGCAUCCCGGAGACGUGGAUAGAGAAGCUGGCGAUCAAAAACUUGACAGACAUGCAGCUGGUGGAGACGCUAAGAACCUGCCUGGAGAAUGCGAGGUACCUGGUGGUCAUCGACAAUAUCUGGGAGAAAGGGACCUGGGGUCUCAUAAAUUCCGCCCUGCUGGGCUCCCCCGGGAGCAGGGUGAUCAUCACCACCCGCAUAGAGGCUGUUGCCAUGUAUACCGAGGGAGAAAGGUACAGACUUGCCUUUCUGAGCGAGGAGGAGAGUUGGGAAUUGUUCUGCGCGAAGGUGUUUCCCAGCGGCGAGGGGUGCCCCCCAGAGCUGGAGGAGGUGGGGAAGGAGAUGGUGAGAAGAUGCCGCGGCCUGACCCUGGCGGUCCUUGUCCUCGGCGGCCUGCUGAUCGAGAGGAGAGGAGAAGAUACGAGUGGGAGGUUAUUUGCCAGCGUCUUACCCAGGAACUGAGCACAGAAAGGGACGAGAUGAUCAAGAACAUAAUAGCUUUAAGCUAUGAUGAUCUGAGCGACGACCUGAAGAUAUGCUUCCUUUACAUAGGGUUCUUCCCCGAGGACAUGGAGAUCGACGCCACCAAGCUGGUCCAACUGUGGGUUGCAGAAGGGUUCAUCGAGCAGGCAUCGGGGCUCACCUUGGAAGAAACAGCGGAGCAGCACCUCGAGAAGCUCGUAAACAGGUCCGUUCUUCAGGUGGGGUACAGAGAUUCCUUGGGGCGGGUCCUCACAUGCAGGAUCCACGAUCUUUUCCUCGAUCUCGCGAGGGAUGAAGGAGGGAAGAAUCAGUUCCUCGACAUCCACGAGGGGCAGCGCCUCCAGCAAAGCCGUCUCCACAAGCAAACCCGUCGCCGAGCAGGCCAUCUCCUCCGGGAGGGAUUCUAGCAACGGGCACUUGCCGAUGGUAAAAGUUGUUACCUUAGAGAAAGUUCAAGACCAUAUUUCUUUAGGAAAGCUUUGAUUGAGGAUAUUUUCCAUACCAUUACUUCACAAGGAGGAGAAGAGGGUGCAUAUAGACUUUAACUUCGUUUAUCUUUUAAUCUAUGAGAUGCAUAUAGCAUCUACACAACAUAAAAGAUAUUUCACACAAUUUUAUAGUGGUUAGAUGACCUAAUAUACUCUAUUCUCAAUUACUACAUAUGUUACAUCCUUAGGUCCUACUAGAUGUUUAGUGAAGUAGACAGUAUACUACAUUUAAUCAUUUUUCACUAUCGUGGUUACAUUAAAUCCGUGCCUGUUCGUGAACCUGGUUCCGAUCGGCCCGAACAGCCCAUUUCCGCCAGGCCAAAACCAGCUUGGCCGCAUCGUCUGAGCCUGACCGCUUCGCCAGUCUGAACCAUUCCGGACCGCCGUCCCCACACCAGGCUGCCCCACCUGGUCCCCACUAGUCCACCUACUCAAUCAGAUCGACCCGGUCUACGGUCAACGACUCCGCUCCAGACGUCGGGAUUGAUAUCUGGGUUCCCCUUUCUUCCAUCACCAAGUACCUCCCAUCUCUACUUCAUCUCGGAACCCAUCAUUUUCUUCUCCCAUCGUUCAUCCAAUCUGAUUUCCAUGACAGCAACUGCUAACAGAGCAAGAAUCUCGAGCUUGAGCCCCAUCAAAUGAUUUCUUGCCCUGUAGGUAAUGGAUAAUCCAAUCAUCAGCUUGAUCCUGAAGAGACUGGACGAGGUGCUCUCCCUAGAAAAUCAACCUGCUAACUGAAGUCAAGCCGCAGGUUGAAUCCCUGCAAAGAGAACUCAGGUUCAUGAACACAUACCUGGCAGAUAUUGAGAGAUCUUGGCAGAUUUUGGCAGAGGUAAUGGUCCCGCAGCUGAGAGAAGUGGCCUUUGAAGCUGAGGACAUCAUCAAUGAUUUCAGUCUCAUGAUCAACCAGAAGAAACACAGCGGCUUCAGAGGCUUCUUGGUGAGCUUCCUCAUCUGUGUGGGCAAACGCUCUGCUUGUCACAAAUUGGGUACCUGCAUUGAAGAUUCCAGGAGGAGAUUCCACAAGAUUUAUGACCAGAUGAAGGUCUUUGAAGGAAGAAUCAUACCAGUAGAUGAAUCUGCCUACUUUGCCUAUAUGUGGGAUUUGUGGAGGCCGAGCGAUCCAUUAUUGAGCAGCUGUUGAAUGAGGAAGGCAAGCCUACAAUCAUAUCCAUGGUGGGAAUGAGAGGAAUAAGGAAGACCACCAUCACUAGGAAGAUCUACAUCAGCUAUGCAGUCAAGUGUCAUUUUCAGUGCAGAGUUUGGGUCACUAUUAGCCAUAAAUUCAUGCCCAUUGAACUUCUAAGGAGUAUCUUAGAUUGUGUCCCAGGGGAAGGGAUGAAGGAGUCUAGGAAAUUGAAAGACAUGCAGCUGGUGAAGAAGCUCAGAGCCUCCCUAGAUAAGGUGAGGUAAUUAGUGGUUAUUGAUAAUAUUUGGGAGAAGGGGGCCUAGGGUCUCAUAAAGUUUGCUCUGUUGGCCUCACAAUCAAGUUCAUAGAAGAAGAAAUAAUAGAUCUAACUAUAGAUAACAAAGACAUAAUCGUGGAAACAACCAACAUUAAAAAUAAAAUUAUACAAUGUCAUUUUUGUAAGAAAUAUAGACAUAUUGAAGCAUAUUGUUAGGACUAGGUAAAACAACAAGAAAAUAUUGGAGAAGAAAGUUCUAAGCCAAUGUGUAAUUUUUGCAAAAAGUAUAUAUAUGUUAAAGUAAAUUUCUGGGAUAAAAAAAUAGAACAAGUAAAUAUUGUUGAAGAAAAUAAUCAAAAUAAUUUAUUCUUUACUUUUGCAUCUUCAAGUAUAAGUAAACCAAACAUUAGGUGUGUUAAUAGUAGUUGUAACAGUCAUAUGACAAGAGAAAGAGAAUUAUUUCAAAAUAUUAAUACAUCUAUGGUAUGUGAUGUUAAAAUUAGUGAUGAAAAUAGUGUGAAAAUUGAAGGCAUUAAUGCUAUUAUUAUUCAUACAAAAUUAGGUGCAAAUACCUUGAUUAUUUUGUUCUAAAAUUAGCACACAAUUCUCUAUCAUCCUAGAGUGAAAGGGAUGAUCUUGUAGUUCUUGGUCUAUGAAGAUGUGUUGUUAAGUGUUCCAUUUUCCCAUUGAGGCCGAAUCUAAACUUGUGUUCGAGAGAUAGUUGUCCUUAGUGUGGGUCAAUUGUUAGAAUGUGAUUAUAUUGUUCAUUUUGAAGAUGAUAGAUGUGUUAUCAAGUAGUAUGUCUCCUAUGGUGAUUCUUAAAGUUAGAAAAAUGAUGUUUCAUUUUGAUAUUUCAAGACAUUGAAUUUAACAUGAUUAGUAAAUAUAAUAAUUCAUCUUCACUUUGACAAUUACAAUAUAGUCAUUUGCAUUUUAAUAUGUUGAAGUUAAUUAUAUCACAAAUAUAUAAUUUUUGGCUUACCAUCUAUUUCAACAAAUAAUGAAGUGUGGUAAGGAUGUGUUGAUGACAAACAACAUUGAUUAUCAUUCUAAUAAUAAAUCUUAGAGAGCAAGAUUUAUCUUUGAAUUAUUGCAUGUUGGUGUCAUCUAAUGAGGGCACCAUCUUUGAAUGAUAAUUGAUAUUUUCUAUUGAUUUGAUGAUUUUACAUGCAUGAGUUGAGUAUAUUUUCUUUCUCAAAAAUGUGAUGCAUUUAAGAAAUUUAUUUAGUUCAAAGCUUUUGCUGAAAAAUCAAGUGGAACCUUUCAAAUAUAUAGAGGGGAAGAAUUUAUAUCUUUUGAAUUUGAGUUAUUUCUAAGAAACAUAUCAUUAGAAGGCACCUCACAAUUAGAAAAACUUUGGAGUAAAAUGAUAUUGGUGAAAGAAAAAAUAAAAUUGUACAUAUGGCUAAAAGAAUGCUUAAUGAGAAACAUAUUCUAAAUGAUUUUGGGUUAAAGUAGUUGCAACAUCUAUUUAUCUUUUGAAUAUUUCUCCUACUAAAUUAGGUUUGAAUGUAUCCUUAUGAUAUGUGGUAACAACAGAAACCAAAUGUUGGUCAUUUAAAAAUAUUUGGUUAUAUUUCAUAUGUAUUAAUUAAUUCUGAAAAUUGUGGAAAAAUGAACAAAAAGAGUGAGAAAUGUAUUUUUCUUGGCUAUAGUAAUGAAAGUAAGGGUUAUCAUUUAUAUAAUCUUGAAACACAAAAAUUAUUGAUUCGUCAUGAUGCUGUAUUUGAUGAAUAGAACUAUUGAAAUUAGAGUAAAAAUAAAAAUUUUCAAAUAUCUUAUUAUGAAAUAGGUCAAGAAUUUAUGUAAUUCAGUGAAGAUUUAAUGGUUGAAGCUCCUACAUCAUCUAGCUCACCUUGGAGAGAGUCUUCAAGAAACUCUGAUUUUCAUAGCCACAAUAACUCAAGUCUAGAUUCAUCACAUCCUCCAAGAAAAAUGAGAUCAUUAAGUAACAUUUAUGAAUCAUAUGUUUUUGCUCUUAUGGUUAUAGAGCCAACAAGUUAUGAGGAGGCACAAAGUAAAAGCUAAAUGGAAGAAGGCUAUGAAAGAAGAAAUUACAACAAUUGAGAAGAAUGACACAUGAGUUAAUGAACUUCUUGUGAAAGACUAAAGUCAUUGGUGUCAAAUAGGUUUAUAAGGUGAAGUAUAAACAUGAUGGUAAUGUUAAAAAAUAAAAGACAAGGUUAACGGUGAAGAGAUAUAAACAAUAAUGAAGUAUUGAUUACUUUGAAACUUUUUCUAUAGUUACAAGAUUUGAAAUAUUUCAUAUUAUUUUGGCUUUGACAGCACAAAUGAAAUAAAAAAUAUUUAAAUUUGAUGUUAAAUCAACAUUUUUAAAUACUUAUUUGAAUGAAGAUGUGUAUGUUGAAUAACCCUAAGGUUUUUUUAUUAGUGGGAGAGAGAAUAAAGUUCAUAAAUUGAAGUAGUCACUAUAUAGUCUUAAACAAACACUUUGAACAUAGUAUAAUAGACUUGAUUCAUAUUUUCAUAAGUAUAAUUUUCAUCAAAGUGAUAAUGAGUCAAUACACUAUGUCAAGAUUGAAGGAUAAGAUUGAUUGUAUGUGUUUAUAUUGAUGAUAUUACCUAUAUUGGAUCAUCUUUGUCAUUAAUUUCAUAAUUCAAAACUUCUAUGAUGGAUGAAUUUGAUAUGAUUAAUUUGGGACUGCUUCAUUAUUUUCUUGGACUUCAAAUUAUCUAAAAUGAUUAUGAUAUAUUUAUUUUACAAGAGAAGUAUGCAUCUGAUUUGCUAAAGAAGUCUAAUAUGUUUAAUUACAAGACUUAUUCUACUCUUACAAAUACUAAUGACAAAUUAUGUCUUGAUGAUGAAACUGUAAAAUAAUUUAACAUUUUUAUAGAAGUUUGGUUGGUGAAUUAAUGUAUUUGGCUCAUAAAAAAACUAGAUAUAUUAUUUUUAGUUAGCAUGAUUUUGAGAUUCAUUCAUUAUUCAUUGAUUCAUCAUCUUGGAGUAGCAAAGCAUAUACUUCAACAUGUUUGAGACACUUUAAAUUAUGAAAUUUUAUAUCAACAUGAUUGUGAAGUUAAAUUUUAUAAUUAUUCUUAUUGUGAUUGGAUAUGUUCUAUUGAUGAUAGAAAAAGUACAGGUAGUUUUGUUUUUAGUUUUAGUUUAUAUAUAACUUCAUGGACUUCAAAAAAGUAAGAAUAUACAAUAUUAUCAUCAUCAGAAGUUCAAUAUAUUGAUGCAUCAAUGAUUGCACAGUAAGCAAUAUGAAAUGUGGAUAAUCUUAGAAGAUGUCAAUUGACCACAAUCAACACCAAUGGUUAUAUAUUGCGAAAACAUUUCAACUAUAUCAAUUACAAAUAAUCUAGUAUUUCAUGGAAUAAUGAAACAUAUUGAAAUUCGUCAUCAUUUUAUUUAAUAUUUGGUUGUAAAUUUUAUUGAAGUGAAGUUUUGCUUAACAUUGGAUCAAGUUGCAUAUGGUUUUCAAAGGCAUUGAGUUAUACUAAGUUCGUCAAAUUUAGAGAAGCUCUUGGUGCUAGAUGUUUUUGCAUCAAGGGGGAGUGUUAGUAGUUAAUGUAAAAACUUAGAGAUGCCGUACUAUUUUUUAUCUUUAUUAGGCUUAGUAUUUUAUCUUUAUUGGGCUCAAAAGACGAUCUAUUUUGUUUUUAGUGGGCCAAAGGGUGGUGGCCGACAUAGGGCAUUUAUGUAGGAUAUAAAUACUCUCUUUCUCUCUCCUCACGGCUGUUAUUCAAUGGUCUUUUUCUGUGUGAAAUUCCUCUUCUCCUCUCCUCUUCUCUCCCAAAAUCCAUAUUUUCUCCUAGAAAAUUGUAUCAUUUGUUUUUACACAUGGUCCGUCUGGCCUUCUUGGGCCACAGGCGCACCAAGCUUGUCAGCCUCCCGUCCUCCAUUGACAAGCUCGGCAAGCUGCAGACACUCGGUAUUAGGAAUGUUUUCAGGAUCACUCUCCCACAGGGUGUCUAGAGGAUGAAGACUCUGAGGCACCUGUCCGCUGAUCGUUCCCAACCACAGGCCUCCUCCUUCGGAACCCUAACAGAGUUGCAAACGCUUCACAAAGCGUUUGCCGGCACGUGA